Messenger RNA from Ostrinia furnacalis (Asian corn borer), 3227 nucleotides. It is a transcript of the gene centrocortin, whose product is annotated as cerebellar degeneration-related protein 2-like. The transcript has 6 exons. The record is from RefSeq and is a predicted model, not a curated record. Bases 298 to 2658 code for a protein of 786 amino acids. Lineage: Eukaryota; Metazoa; Arthropoda; Insecta; Lepidoptera; Crambidae.
CGAGACCGAGGCGCCUGGCUUGCGACACACGACUCGUCUUUACGUGGCGGUGUCGCAUAAUUGAUUGUCCAUUCGAUACUGACAUUGAACGGCCGGUGCACGACGGCCGACCGGUCGAUUACAGCCAGUUAUUUGCUUACGGCUACCGGGGCAACGCGUUUCCGACGCUAAUCGACACACGCCCCGAUCAGCUGUCCGAGUGUCUACCUGCAUAGUGACAUGGCCGUGUUGUGUGCGAAUCGUGGAUCGAUUGUGUUUGUGAUGUAAAUUGUGGAAGCAGUGAUCUGAGUGCGAGCCAUGGAUGUGGUGAAGGAUAAACUGAGUGGCCGGGAGGAGUUCGAGGAGGAGGAGAUCACAUCGCGUCGCUGCAUGCUCGAUGAUUUGCAGUUAGCAGCAGAACUCGGAAAAACGUUGUUGGAACGAAAUAAAGAACUCGAGACAGCCCUACGUCAGCAUCAAAAUGUCAUCGAGGAUCAAGCACAGGAGAUCGAAUACUUAACGAAACAAACAGUCGCACUGCGGGAGGUGAAUGACUCAAGACUGAGGAUCUACGAACAGCUGGAGGUCAGCAUCCAGGACUUGGAGCGCGCGAACCACCGGCUCGCCGUCGACCAUGCAGGAGACAAGAAGCAUAUUAAAACAUUGUGCGCCAACAUCGAAACGUUGGAGGGCAAAUGCGAGGAGCUACAAAAGUCUGUCGACGACCUGAACGCUCAGUUAGAAAUCGCCAGGCGGCGAGCCGAGCGCAAACCUGAAAGCGAGAAACCCAAAGAGAAAGAAACAAAGCCUGAACCGGCUACGCCCAAUUCAAAGAAGCUAGAAGUGAGCAGUACGCCGUUAAAGGCUGUGGCACCUAUCCCAGAACUGACGAAAGAGGAUGAGGACUUGUUAAGGCUAAGCGAUGAGCUGCGAGAAAGCAAAGUCGCGUUCGCACAAGAGCAGAGGAGGGUCACGGAGCUUGAGGAGCAGCUGGCUUCCAUGGUCCAGGAGAACAACAGACUCACGGACCAGCUGAGGAACUGGCACCAGAGGGAGGAUGAGCCCAAGUCGAUGCAUGAGGAAUUCUCGAUCCUUGAAGAAGUUAGACAAGGUCAACUUUGCAUCAGAUGUCUGAGGGGCGUCGAGCGGGGCGAUGACAUGUCCUCGAUGCUAGAUGGUGACGACGACGACCGGAGUGCCAUCAGUUCCCUCAUCCUCACGCCCUCAGGGCAACACAGUCCUCGCGAGGAUCUCGUCUCCAACAAACUUGUCAAAUUCGACAAUGCUAAGGAGAAACUACUCCAGGGUAUAUGGGCAAACAAAGAAGACGGCCACGAUAACCCUUACAGAGAGCUGGUGCAGAAGUACGAAGCUCUGCUGGAAGUCCAGCUGUCGCAGGUGAAGAAUAUAAGGAAGAACAAGCAGACAGCGCAGAACCCCUCCGGGCCGUUGUCCCUCCAAGACGAGCUCCAGACCUCGGGCGACUUCUCCCAGUUCAGCGUAAAGGACACCGACGAAGAAAGCGGCCACGGGGAAGAAGCCCAGAAGGACACUCAGCAGAAGAAGACCGAACCCACCUCGCGGAAGAAGAUCAUACAAACCCCAGACUUCUCCGAAGCGGAGACCUCCAGCUCUGGCUUCUCCGACGAGACCAGCAACAAGGCCACGCAGACCGAACGCGAGCGGCCCGGCUCCUUCCUCUGCACCAUCGCUGACGGCGAGGACUACCGCUUCAGCAUCUACGAUGACGUCAGCCCGAUGGACAGCCGCUUCCGUAACAGGCCCGAAUACCGCGAAUUAUUCAAGGAGAUCUUCACGAUCCUCAAGAAGGCGGCCGAGAACAAGGACGAAGGGGAACAGUUGCCCCUUCUUGACGACACCACAGCGGGCAAAGUCCCACCUGUCACCCCCGCUACGGAAGAAGCCCCCGGCAACUUCACCGAUGACACCCAGAGCGUAUUUUCGUCUGUGAUGUCUGAACAGUCGAUUCCAGUGUCCGAUAUCACGGCCCCGGAGACCCCCACGUUGAUGGAGAAGGAAGUGAAAGAGACCCCGGCUCCCGAGCCCGUCAAGAAACAGGCGGUCGAAAGCAAAAAGUACAACAAGGAGAACAAACCAGUGGAAAAGGUCGCGCCCAAAGUUUCCCAAACCGAGAAACCGAAAGAGGAGUCCAAGAAGGAAAAACAGGAGGAUAAGGACAAAGAAUCGGAUAAGGAUAAGGAGCGCGUUCUUACACCGCUGGUGCGACAGCCGCUGGAGUAUAUCGCGGCCACUAGAAAGAAGUCCAGGCAUCGCAACCGCAAGCACAGCCAGGACCGCCAGGGCGCCGACUCCCCUGUGUUCCCGUCGCCGCCUAAGAUCACCUACCAGAAGUCCUCGAACAAGAAGCGAAGGGACUACAGACCCAUCGAAGCGAGCCCCCUUGUUAGGGCAGCAGAGAGCGAGUGGAACGGAUCCACGAUGCAAUUUUACAACAGGAAUAUGAACUCUCCCACACCCAGUGCGAGCGGCCGGACCGGAAAAAUAUACCAAGGGUGGAACGCAGAAACCGAUUCCUGGGAUAUAAAGCAGAGCACUGCGUCCCAGGAGAUCCACAAACUGAGGAAACUAGAGCUUUCUUACGCUGAAGUGUUAAGAAACGCCGAUAAAACUAAAACGAGGCGCAAGAAGCAUCAAUAAAUUAUUUUAUUAAAUCGACCCCUCUUGUAGACAGCAAGAGACGUGAUUCAAACGCCAUUUGUCUUUGCCAACUGGACAUAAGUACUUUAGAUUAGUAUGUAUUUGUGAUCUGCUAGCGAUACUUUUAAUUUGUACCUAUAUUAUUCAGAAUAAUAAAUUGCCAUAAUAUUAGCAGGUAUAGUUAUUGUAUACCGCAUAAUACAAUACAUAUUAUCUAUGUAUCAAAUCAACGAACGACAAUCCGUAAUACAAACUUAAUUAUUUCACACUUCCCUCCGAUUACAGUACACAUUUCUCAAUAACAAUAGAGAUUGCAUUUAUGAACAUUGUAUGUCCCAGAAGGCAUCAGUUGAGUACUGCAAUAGCUUGAUUUGGCAACAACUGAAUGAUUUUAUUAAUUAACUUCGUUCUGUCAUUAUUUAGUCACUAUUAUAAUUGUAUAUUAUGUAUUUUGAAUUUUAAUUUGUAAAUAUCAUUUUUUAAGUUAAUUAUAUUUUUUUAAAUUGCCAUGGAUAUUUGCGAGUACUCAAGGUUUUGUAUGGAAUUGUAUGCUAAAAUUAUUUAAUGCA